Messenger RNA from Clonostachys rhizophaga, 870 nucleotides. The record is from the annotation of a GenBank genome assembly. Lineage: Eukaryota; Fungi; Ascomycota; Sordariomycetes; Hypocreales; Bionectriaceae.
AUGGAUCCAUCACGAGGCUCCAUGUCUUCAGCAGCAGCUACAUCAGCCAAUAAUCCUGCCACUGUGCCUCGGAUCAGAUACCAAACAGCCGAACUCCUUGUCCAGGAGAUUUACAGGACGCAAAGGAAGCAAGGCGAUAUCCUCUAUGUCGAAGAUGUAUCUCUACAGGUCUUUUCUAUCAUAGAGAAGUUUAGGGAAGACCACAACCGAAAAUAUCGGUUUAGGCGGUUUUAUCCAGAACAUCGUCUACUUGUUAUGGCACUCCUAACUAGGUGUCACGAAGCAUUGAGCAGCACCUUAGUCAACUGCAUCCACAAAAGGAUUCGCGAAAUGGGGUUAGAGAAUCACUGGAACCCAACCCGUGGCGCAACGUAUUGGCAAGAAGCAGACGGCAGCGUGGGACUUGGAGAAGGUGACUCGAGCGGGCACCCGAUCCAGCCAGGGGUAAGGAGCUGGAGGGGAUGGCCUACGCUUGUCGUUGAAGCAGGGUGUUCACAAUCUCUAGAGCAUCUACGGGAUGACAUGGGGUGGUGGUUCAAGGAAUCAAAUCACCAGGUCAAAGUCGUCCUUUUAAUCAAGUUUCAUCCCGGUCCACUGGAAGAAAUAACCAUUGAACAAUGGCGAGAGCGGCCUAUUGGUUCUUCUGGUGUGCAGCUUGAGCUAGCCUGCCAACAAGUUGUCAACAUCGCGAGGAACUCAGCUACGGCACAUAGAACGCUUCCCUUGUCGUACACCGUCACUGGAGGUGCGCUAGAGCUGAGAUUUCCCGAUCUCUUUCUUCGUGAUCCAGGCGAAGGGGAGGGAGACAUAGUUGUUGAGGCUGAGGGAUUGCAAUGGCUUGCUGCCACGGUCGGGCACUCCAUGUUCUAA